This is a messenger RNA of Lodderomyces parapsilosis, 1161 nucleotides long. It is a transcript of the gene PCD1, whose product is annotated as 8-oxo-dGTP diphosphatase. The transcript has a single exon. The record is from RefSeq and is a predicted model, not a curated record. NCBI's taxonomy places the organism in Eukaryota, Fungi, Ascomycota, Pichiomycetes, Serinales, Debaryomycetaceae. Gene Ontology annotation, molecular function: coenzyme A diphosphatase activity; acetyl-CoA hydrolase activity. Gene Ontology annotation, biological process: coenzyme A catabolic process. Bases 1 to 1161 code for a protein of 386 amino acids.
AUGGGUCCCGAGACAGAUCUUGUGGCGCAACUUCGUGAUUAUGUGGCUCCUGCUUAUCGUGGUAGUAAGAUGUCAGUAUGGCACAAACUCCCCAUAACAAGAAGGUCAGCUGUAUUCAUUUUGCUCUUUUUGGGCAACAUGGGUGAGCUAAGAGUUCUCCUAACUAAAAGAUCAUCCAGACUAAGGAAUUUCCCGGGUCACGUAGCGUUACCAGGAGGAAAAGCCGACAAUGGACUUGAAUCGGAAUGGAUGGUGAGUCGAAGAGAGAUGCACGAAGAGAUUGGAUUGUCAUCCAAUGAUGAUGCUUUAGCAAAAUUGGGCAUUAGUAUUGAACACAUUACGUUAUUGCCUAGCUAUCUAUCACGUACUUUUUCUUGUGUGAGACCAUGUGUUGGGUUUAUGAAAUUUAGUAAUGAGGGCGAUGUUGAAACUACAAUUGCAUCUAAAUUGAAUCUCGUUUUGAAUCCAGGCGAGAGCUCUUCGAUAUUUUCAUGUCCAUUGAAGGAUUUUCUAUAUCCUGUUGUUGAUGAGCCGGCAAGAGAAGCAUUGGAACGUGUAUCUUACAAUAUGAAAUGGGGUGGUAUACCUUGGUCAUUACGUUCAUACACGUUUUUACAAAACAAUCCCAACGAGGUGGAAUGGUUAAAACAUAUAAAGGACUUAUCAGCACUGGAAGAUGAGGAAUUGGGAGAGGAGUUGGAUAUGUCUGACAAGGGAAGGAUUACACCACCUAACAUGACUCCACUUAGAUCUGCAUCUUCCUCGAGGUCAGCAUCUCCCAUGAGAAGUACAUCAUUACAGCCCAAAGAUCGGAAAGGGAAACAAGACUUGUCGUCAUGGGGCAGACUCGGAUCUCGAACGGACGAAGAGACCAAUGAGAAAAUAUACGAUGUUUGGGGUCUCACGGCAAACAUUCUUCAUGAUUUGAGCGAAAUCGUAUAUGCUAGAGACAGAGUUGGUAAAAGACAGAUUGGAGAGGAGGAAAUGAUUUACUGUCUUUAUGAAUUUGGCCACCUUAUGCAACAAAAGGAAAGAAGUGAUGCUGAAGUUAAAUUGAUCCACUCGUCAAACUCACCUGCUUCGAGUGAAUCUGCAUUUGGAUUCAAUCUGAUUUUGCCCGAGGAAGAGUUCAGUAGAUUGAAAAAGUUGUAUAAAUUAUAA